CCCCCUUCCCGCGCCUAUUGUUCUGGCACUUUGGCGUGAAAAUUCAAUCCCACACCGGCGGUGUAAUAUAUACCUUUUCCAGGGCCUUCCACUUGUAUAAAUAAUACUUUUAGAUGGAUUCCUCCCACAUUCUUCAACUUCCCUCCCUCAUCUAUUCCACCUGUUUAAGCUAGUUAUCUGUCUAGAACUCUAGGCUCCAAAAGCCCAAACUGUUUCUCCGCAAGUCCCUCUUUCUUCUUCUCCAAAAUUUUCACAAUUUGCUGUAGAUUUCUGUUUCUCAGAACAUUGAAAAAAUCUUAAAGUGGGUAUCAUUUAUUUUCCUUACUAGUGCAGGAAAUGGACUUCCUAGGAUUUUUUCUGGUAGCCCUUUUCGCUGUGUUAAGAUGUGUUCAUGGUUACAAAGAAGGGUGGUCCACUGCCCAUGCUACGUUUUAUGGAGGUGGUGAUGCUUCUGGUACAAUGGGAGGAGCUUGUGGGUAUGGAAAUCUUUACAGUCAAGGUUACGGGACAAACACGGCAGCACUAAGUACUGCUCUGUUCAACAAUGGCUUAAGCUGUGGAGCUUGUUACGAGAUCAAGUGUGGUGGAAGUGGCAGCAAAUGGUGCUUACCAGGAUCCAUCACAGUCACUGCAACAAACUUCUGUCCACCGAACAAUGCUCUCCCAAAUAAUAAUGGAGGAUGGUGUAACCCUCCUCUAAAGCACUUUGAUCUUUCUCAGCCUAUUUUCCAACGCAUAGCUCUGUACAAAGCAGGGAUAGUCCCAGUUCAAUAUAGAAGGGUUGCUUGCAAGAAGACAGGUGGGAUCAGAUUCACCAUGAAUGGACACUCUUACUUCAACCUUGUGCUAGUGACAAACGUUGGUGGAGCUGGUGAUGUUCUGGCCAUCUCUAUCAAAGGCUCUAGAACUGGUUGGCAACCCAUGUCACGGAACUGGGGACAAAACUGGCAGAGCAACUCCUACCUUAAUGGUCAAGCUCUCUCAUUCAAGAUCACAACAAGUGAUGGACGAUCUGUGGUCUCCAGCAACGUUGCUCCUUCCAACUGGGCCUUUGGCCAGACCUAUAGUGGAGGACAGUUCUAAGUUCUAACUCACCCCCACACACACACUCUCUUCCCCAAAACUAACCAAAAUCAUCUUGGCAUAGAUUAACUCAUUAGGCAGAGGAGUCCAGAGUUUUUUUCGCUUCAAUGGUGGUGUGGUCUGGGAUUUAAUAGUAUUGUAAUUUAGUACAGAUGAUAUUAGGGUAGUGGGUCUUUUUUUGAAGUGGCCCUAGAUGUUUUUUCUUUUUUUCCUUUUCCUUUUCUUGUCUUCUAAUUCUUGUUGGGCUUCAGAUGCGUCCCAUGAAUUUGGUGGGUGUGAACUGUGAAGAGAAGGUUCUCUCUAGUGACGCUAUGUAUAGAGAGGCCUCCUUCUAAGAAACUAAGAGUAUAUGUUAGGGAAAGUGUGUUGGUGUCUUGGCAUUGUGGUAAGCUAGAUAUGGCUGAGGUGAACAGGGUUAUCACCCGCCCAAUGCUUUUGAUUGUAUCUUUAAUGUGGUGUUAAUGCUAAACCAACUCUUCAUUUUAUGACAAAAAGAAGAGAUGGAGAUGGAGAGAUUUCAAAGUGUAAGUGAGAUUUUAUUAUCCAACAAACUCUCACAGUGACUUGUAAGUUGCUUCUAAUUUUUAAUUUGCGAGGUUUUGAGUGAGUGUGAUGAGUGCAAAUGACUGUAAUCCUUGAGUCAGCUAUUGGUUGAAGACUUGAAGUGGUUGUGUCA
This is a messenger RNA of Macadamia integrifolia, 1759 nucleotides long. RefSeq names its product expansin-A10-like. Gene Ontology annotation, cellular component: extracellular region. NCBI's taxonomy places the organism in Eukaryota, Viridiplantae, Streptophyta, Magnoliopsida, Proteales, Proteaceae. Bases 337 to 1083 code for a protein of 248 amino acids. The transcript has 3 exons. The record is from RefSeq and is a predicted model, not a curated record. Gene Ontology annotation, biological process: plant-type cell wall organization.